Molecule: messenger RNA, 3721 nt
Organism: Oreochromis aureus
Lineage: Eukaryota; Metazoa; Chordata; Actinopteri; Cichliformes; Cichlidae
Exons: 3
Coding region: 2360-3700 (446 amino acids)
Source: RefSeq, a predicted model, not a curated record
AAACCGAGAAGAAACUUCAUGGUCGGAGAUCUUGUGCUGCUGGUGGACAGUUCUUCUCCACGCAACUCCUGGCUCAUGGGGAGAGUGGUUGAGACGUUGCCAGACUCAAGUGGAACAGUCCGAAGAUUGAAAGUAAAAACUAAAAGCAGCAUCCUGGAAAGACCCGUUAACAAGUUGUGUCUUCUGGAGGAGGCUUCAUCCGAACGAUGAAGAGAAAGAAUGUUUGUUCAUGGACAUUACAAUUAGGUUGGCUCUUAAUGAUUGAUGUUUCUCCACAGUCACUGUCCACAUGGGUCAGUGGGACCAAGAACCACUCUGCUAAUGUGUGGACUCUGACCAGCAACAUCCAGCAAGACCCAGACAGUGUUUUCUAUCUCCCAGCUGGAGUUUUUUUGUUUGUCUGUGACUGGAGAGUCAGAUUUUUGUUGAGGCUGGAGGAACAGCCUCACACUUGCAGAGGUUAAUACACGCUACUGAUCCCUGAUGGGAGAAUCAUCACCUCUGCCAACAAAGAAGCCUGGUGGAUAUUUGUUUACAGUAUGAUGAUGGGACCUCAUGCUCUGCAUCUUCAAAGUUUGUCUCUUGAUUAUUAUUCAUACACAGUAAUGUGAAGUAUGCUCAUAUCUAGUAUAACUGGACCAACCUGGUGCUCUUCAUUUAUGGAGGCUGUUGAGUCUGAUUGUUGGAUGUUGUGUAUCUCGUGUUCUCUGGGCUUUGUUGUCCUCAGUCUUUUUGCAGGAUCAGAAAACAAAACCAGGAGGCCUGUAAAUGUUUCUUCUCCAAUUGGAUGAUGAUAAGACUGUGACACGGGAUGCCACCUUUGUAAAUGCUGGCAAAGCCACUUUACUUUGCGCUUUUAUUUUGAAGAGUACCUUAGAACUUCAUCUUUUAUUGUGUCAGACUUCCUGUUCUGUUCUCAGUGAAACAACACAAACACGUUGCUUCAGAACUGGCUAAGAGAUGUGCAUGGAGGAGGUUGGCUAGUUGGUUCAGCAUGAUUAGCACCCUUGGAAGCAGAAAGAGUUUUCACGGUGCCAUAUUGUCUGUGGUUUAAAGAGAAGAGAAUAAAGUUGCAUCAGUCGAAGCUCUCUGCGUCACGAGUGGUAAUUCCAAGUGGGCAGCUACAGUGAAAACUCCUUGACUGCAAGAGACCUGCCAUCCCUGCAGAGAACCUGACACCAUUUCAUCAGAGAUCCAGCUACCAACCUGUUACCAGCCAGCUGAUUCCACUUGCAUCCACAAACUGCACUCGCAAGGUUAGAAAGAACAGCAUACUAAAGCUCAGGACUCCAGAUACUGAAAGAGACAUUGACUACCAAGAAGAAACACGGGACUGCUUACACACAUGCACAAGCUUAAUGCAUAACUAGAAACUCUUUAAACAAUAUUACGAGGCCAAAAUAAUUCAUGGACUUCCAACACAUAAUAUUCCUGAAUCUGGUUAAUGUUUCUUGGUGAGCAAAAUGUGUUUUUUGUGGAAUAAUAAUUCACAGGAUGUCUGUUUAUGAAAAGGUUUAAAAGGUGAAGCUCAUUAGCUAAUUUAUGAACAUUUGUUGUUGCUGUCUUACACUAAACAUACCUUUGAAUGCCCAUAAUCAGUAAAUGUUUGACACAGCGUUACUCUGUGGUAAAGAUUAACUACAGCUUAAAAGUAUAGUCAGGCAGUAAGGCAAUCAAAGCUACAAUCGACUUAAGGCAGCUACGGAAACAAAAUGUCACUACCAGAAGAGCAAACAGACAACCCCACACACGUACCAUGUGAAUCCAGCUCAACAGAAGAAGAAACAGGCAACCCUACAAACGCACCAUGCAAAUCUAGCUCACGUGAGAGAAAAUUAACAGAGAAAGGACUAGAGAUGCAAAACCAGGAUAUCAGAAAACGUGAAAAAUCAUUCAACAAGACUUAUAACUCUUGGAAGCUCGUAGCAAGGGAAACUAGAACAAAACUAAAAUCCCUCUGCUCAGCAGAAGACCUCAGUAAACUGCAGCAAAACAUUGAAGCAAAGCACGACGCUGUAAGUUCACAGUAUGAACCUAUCCUGCGUAACAGUAACACAACACCUGACAUUGUCAACAAAAUGGACGCCUGUGUUACGCUAACAAAGGAAAUAUGUAACCUCAUAAGUGACCGUCUAAAGACUGUUCAUGAGGAAUAUAAUAACCAUCUUGAGAAAGAAAGAGUAAGAGAAGUGUUAAGCAAGAACGAAUAUGGGUCUGUUUUGGCGACAGCAUAACGGAAACUGCAAGCUCUAUAGAGUUGUCAGAGCAAUUGAGCCGUCACUCUGGCUCAUCCUGUACCCGCAGCAGUAGAGUAGAUGCAGAAGCAGAGCUUGCUGCCAAGCUGGAGCAAUCAAAGGCUAUGGAAGACAUUCGAGCACAGCAAGCACAUCUUCACAAGUUAGAAAGUGAAUGGAAACUCAAAGAGGCAAAAAUGUUGUCAGAAAUUAAACUAAAAGAGGUGGAAAUGCAACAACAGUUGGAACAAGAAAGAGCAAAACUACAGCAGUUACAAGCAGACAAAGAAGUUGCUAUAGCAACAGCUCGCGUGAAGGCGUACAACAGCCUUGAAGGGUUUGAGAACCACAACAGAGAAAUUGACAGCAAAAUUAGCUCUGCUUGCUACAGAAGGCAAAUUGAACCUCAACUGAAUCCAAAUGCCGCAUCAUUCCAACCCCACCAAGCAAUUCCAGAAAUGACAAUGACCCAGGAGUCUGUCAGCUUAGCACAAGCAAUCGCUAGCUCAUUAAGUAUGAAUCGCUUGCCAGUCCCUGAGCCUGCCUCAUUCAGUGGGGACCCUUUACAGUUUACCGAUUGGAAAAUGUCAUUCAUGAAUCUGAUUGAUCGAAAACCUCUUCCAGCAAGCGAGAAGAUGUUUUAUCUGAAAAAUUACCUCACAGGAGAAGCACGCAAAGCGGUAGGUUUCUUUUACCAAGAUUCAGAAAAUGCAUACAAGGGAGCAUGGAAGGUCUUAGAGGACAGAUAUGGGAACCCAUUCAUUAUACAGAAAGCAUUUCGUGAUAAACUCAUGAGAUGGCCAAAAAUCAGCGCAAAUGACCCACUAGCACUACGAGAGUUUGCCGAUUUCCUCAAAGGAUGCUCUGAAGCAAUCCCACAUGUCAAAGGACUAGCUAUCCUAAACGAUUGUGAAGAAAAUCACAAAUUGCUCAAAAAACUGCCAGAAUGGAUCGUGCGCAAGUGGAGUCGAACUGUUGUAGAUGAACUUGACGAAUCUGGCACCUAUCCAAAUCUUGCAUGCUUCACAGACUUCCUGAGUAGAGAAGCACGGAUAGCUUGCAACCCGAUAGCUUCUCCACUGUUGAUGAAUUUCAAACCUGUAGAUGAUCGAAUCCCAAAGAGAGCCAAAGUCUUCAACACAAACAUGCAACCAAAGAGUUCCGCUCAAGAGAAACGAGACACAAACAUUAGUAAACCAAAAUCACCUUGUUCUGUUUGUAAAAAUGAAACGCAUGGAAUCUCAAAGUGUCCCAUCUUUGCAGCUAAGAGUGUUGAAGAUAAAAAGGCAUUCAUCCAUGAAAACCGGCUCUGCUUUGGAUGUUUAAGAAAACCAUUCUUUGAGAAGAGCAUGUGUGAGGUGGUACCAAGUCCAGUGGUGGCAUGCUCUACACCAGCAGUCCCCAACCACCGGGCCUCGGACCGGUACCGGUCCGUGAGUCGUUUGGUACCGGGCCGCGAGAGUUGAGGCUCAGGUGUGAAAUGUAUG